Messenger RNA from Oncorhynchus mykiss (rainbow trout), 5266 nucleotides. NCBI's taxonomy places the organism in Eukaryota, Metazoa, Chordata, Actinopteri, Salmoniformes, Salmonidae. The record is from RefSeq and is a predicted model, not a curated record.
UGUGAGGCAUUGGAAAAACCUCCCUGGUCUUUGUGGUUGAAUCUGUGCUUGAAAUUGAGGGACCUAACAGAUAAUUGUACGUGUUGGGUACUGAGAUGGUGUAGUCAAUCAAACAGCAUGUCAACCACUAUUAUUGUACACAGAAUGUGACUUGUUAAGCACAUUUUUACUCCUGAACUUAUUUAGGCUUGACAUAACACAGGGAUCGAGUACUCAUUGACUCAAGCCAUUUCAGCUUUCAAUUUUUUGUGUAUAAUAUGAAAUCCCACAAACAAAAUUCCACGUUGACAUUAUAGGGUAUUGUGUGUAGAUCGCUGACACAGCCGAUCAAUUGAAUCCAUGUUAAAUUCAGGCUGUUACGUAACAACAUGUGGAAUAAGUCAAGGGGCAGUGAAUACUGUCUGAAGGCAACAUAUACAGCACAGGCCAACAUAUUGUAUGUGUACUGUAGGCUACAAUACGCUUGGUUUUUGUAACGAGCUCUUUACCUGCUCUUACAUAUGAUUGGCAUUGGAUUGGUUAGGUUUAGGCUUUCUCCUGACUCCUAGAUUCAAUCUUUAUAAAUAUUACCGUUUUAAAUAAUAACUUUGUGUCAUAGACUACAAUUAGAGCCUAUACUGUCUGAUUACCACUAUGCCAAUGUGAAAUUGUAGAUUUGUUGGUUUGAUUCAAAUAAGAGAGAGAGAGAGAGAGAGAGAGAGCGGGAGAGAGAGCGAGCGAGCGAGACAGAGCUAGACGAGGCCGCGUUUAACGGAAAUCGGUGCCAUUGAGAAACAGUGCGUACGUUACUUUCCGCUAUCACGCUAGGGUAUUAACGAUUCCAUACAUUCGAUCGUCGGUCAUAUCAACUCUAUUCGGUCGUGAGGUUUAUGGAGCAUUACGGACGUUCAGGUCUAGAUUCUUUAAAUGCUCUGGAUAAUAUCUAUCCGUGUGUAAUAUUGGAGCCCUCCGCAUUCCAGGCUAGGGAGAGGAAGGAUGCUGUAGCCUACCAAGCUAUGCGCUACUGAAGUGUUUUACAUUGGCCAAUAGCCCAGCCUCAUCAGUGCGACUGCAUUUUGACUGGACUCGACGAUACAAAAUAUAAUUUAAUAUGACUUCCAUUUGCUAUGUGUUAUAUCUGUACGUUUCUAUUUGUCAUCCAACUGGACUAGCCUGUAGAAUAGGCUACAGUCAUCGCCAUAGGAACCCGAGGGAGAUAUCAUUAUAAUAAGCUACUUUAGUGCAACAGCGGGAAAGACGGUCGAGUCCUAUUAGGUGAGAUUGAGCGUAUGUGUGACGCUAAAGUGGCGUGUGUUUCCUCAUGUGGAGUGUUUUUCGUCGAGGAGGAUACGCUCGCGUUGUCGGAUAAUUCCCACGUCAAGGAUCGGUUGACUCCCUUCUUUAUUCCAUCUCGCUCUUACACACACGGUGCGCGUGGCCUCGCCCGGGAGCAACCGGGUCGCCUAUUACACGGGCUUAUUUUUACUGCAUCGGCAAGAAGGAGAGGGAGAGAGAACCGAGGAUAAAACAACGGGAGGGAAGGACUGGGGGACCGGAGGAGAGAAGAGGAGAGGCGGGAUGAAGGAGGAGACGCAGUGAACGACAGAGGAGGAGGAGGGAGACUCGAGCGUUCGAGGCUCUCCUGACGUGCCUGGUGGUAUCGCGUCCUGACUCUCCCCCCAGUCAUGGCUCUGUCACUGUGGUUCCUGUUUGUGUCUGUCACCACCCUAACUCACGUUGCCCCCUCUGGCCAAGCUAUGUCCAGGGCUGCGAUUCCCUUCGGCAUCCUGAGGAGGGAGCUAGCGUGUGAGGGCUACCCUAUCGAGCUGCGCUGUCCAGGAAGUGACGUCAUAAUGAUUGAGACAGCAAACUACGGACGCACGGAUGAUAAGAUCUGUGACGCGGACCAAUUUCAGAUGGAGAACACACAGUGUUACCUCCCAGACGCACUCAAGAUCAUGGCCCAGAGGUGUAACAACAGGACCCAGUGUGUAGUGAUAGCAGGAGUAGAUGUGUUUCCAGACCCCUGUCCUGGUACAUACAAAUACCUGGAGAUACAGUAUGAAUGUGUUCCUUACAUAGAAGUGGACCAAAAAGUCUUUGUGUGUCCUGGUUCUCUCCUGAGCGUUCAACCGGCUACUUCCUUAUUGGAGGCGGAGCAUCAAUCUGGGGCGUGGUGUAAGGACCCGUUGCAGGCUGCUGAUAGGCUGUAUGUCAUGCCCUGGACACCCUAUAGGACGGAAGUUCUGUAUGAGUAUGCUUCAUGGGACGACUACAGGCAGAACAGAGUCACCACCACUUACAAGCUGCCGAACCGCGUCGACGGUACAGGCUUCGUGGUCUAUGAUGGAGCCGUGUUCUACAACAAGGAACGCACGCGCAACCUGGUCAAGUACGACCUCCGCACGCGCAUUAAGAGCGGCGAGGCGGUGGUGUUGAACGCUAACUACCACGACACUUCUCCGUAUCGGUGGGGCGGGAAGAGCGAUAUCGACCUCGCUGUGGAUGAGAACGGACUGUGGGUCAUCUACUCAACUGAAGCCAACAAUGGACGUAUAGUUGUCAGUCAGGUAAACCCUUACACCCUGCGUUUCGAGGGCACGUGGGCGACCAGCUUCGACAAGCGCGGGGCGAGCAACGCCUUCAUGGCGUGCGGCGUGCUGUACGCGGUGCGCUCCGUCUUCCAAGACGACGAGGGACAGACAGACAGAGGAGGAGGAGGUGGAGGGGAUAUGGUGUUAUAUGCGUUUGACACCAGUAGAGGGCGAGAGGUGCCGGUCCAGAUCCCCUUCCCUAACCCCUACCAGUAUAUAUCAUCUAUAGACUACAACCCACGGGACAACCAGCUGUAUGUGUGGAAUAACUACUACGUGCUGAGAUACCCUCUGCAGUUCAGACCGCCCCAGCCUACCAAAGGUGUGUGUGCCCGGGGGAAGGGCAGGGUGUGUGUGGGGGGCAGUUUGCUAACCAUAAUGAUAAUAUAUUUGACCCCUCCCUCCCCAUGCCUCUCUCCUCCAGGUCCUCUCUCAUCUCUAAUGACUACAGUGGGGUCCUACACAGCCACCGUAGCACUGACCCCAGUACGACCUUCAGCCUCCAAUCCCAUCGGGGUCAUCAACCGGAGUCCGGACUUGCGGCCAAUCACGGCCAUGGUCCCGCUGACCCCCCACCCCCCCCACCGUGCCCCCAUCGCCCCGGGGGGGUCCUACGGGGGGCAGGUUGGGGUGUGUGAGGGGAGGGUGACCAGAGGGGUACAGUGGCCCCCUACACCUAAAGGAGAGAUGGUGGAGAGACCAUGUCCCAAAGGAUCACUGGGUAUAGCAUCGUACCAGUGUGUGUUGUCCCCGGUAACCUGGAACACCAGAGGGCCUGACCUCAGUAACUGUACCUCCCCCUGGGUCAGUCAGAUAGCACAGAAGAUAAAGAGUGGGGAGAAUGCAGCUAACAUCGCUGGUGAGUUAGUAAACCUGACGAGGGGGCGGGUCUACGCCGGUGAUGUCAGCAUGUCAGUCAAACUUCUAGAGCAGCUGUUGGACAUCCUGGAUUCUCAGCUUCAGGCCCUACGACCAGCCAACAAGGAGUCUGCUGCACGCAACUACAACAAGUUGCAGAAGAGGGAACGCACCUGUAGAGCUUAUGUCCAGGCGGUGGUUCAGGUAGUUGAUAACCUGUUGGGCCCUGAAGCUCUAGUCUCCUGGGCUGAUAUGAGGACCACUGACCAAUCACGCUCUGCCUCGCUGCUAUUGGACGCCAUGGAGAAAGGAGCCUUUCUAUUGGCUAACAACAUCUACGAGGGGCGAUUCAGCGACAGAGCGCCCAAUGUCGAUCUAGAGGUGUAUGUAUUGAACACAGAGGCAGAUCUACAGGACCUGACGUUCCCUCACUCCUAUGACAGUGACAGUGUUCUACAGCUCUCAACUGCUACUCUACAGCAGUACAGCAGCAAUGGUCAGGUGAAGAUAGUUCUAUCUCUGUAUAAGAACCUUGGAUCCUUCCUGACCACUAACAACUCCUCGUUGAGGUUGGAGGCGGGGUUUGUGAUUGGCGGUGGCAGGAGGUUGGCGGUGAAUUCUCACGUGAUCUCGGCUUCUGUCAACAAAGGUUCCAACCGAGUAUUCCUCUCUGAACCGGUCGUCUUCACUCUGCGACACCUACAGGUGGAGAACCACUUCAGCCCCAACUGUUCGUUCUGGAACUCCACGGGGUCGGGGGGGUCAGCAUCGGGGUCGUCGGGGGGUCGUUGGUCAUCCCAGGGGUGUAAACGGAUACACACCAACAACACACACACCACCUGCGCCUGUAACCAUCUGUCAACCUACGCUGUCCUGAUGACCUACCACCAACCUGCUUCUGUACAUGGUAUACAGGAGGUUCUGGUCUACGUAGUGUCCUGGGUAGGUAUAUCCGUAGCCCUGGUGUGCCUUGCAGCCUGCAGUACCUUACUGUGCUGCCAGGGGGCGCCACAGUCGGACCACAGCACCAUACACAGGAAUCUGUGGGGCAACCUCUUCAUCACCGAACUCAUCUUCCUCAUUGGGGUGGAUAAGACACAGUACAGCGUAGCGUGUCCAGUCUUUGCCGGUCUGCUCCAUUUCUCCCUGCUCUCUGUGUUCUGUUGGUUAUGCCUGGAGGCAGUGGAACUCUACUUACUGCAGGGGGAGCUCUUUGAAGGACGGACCUCUAGGAGGAAGUACUUCUAUCUCUGCGGCUACUUCCUGCCAGGGGUGGUCGUGGCCGUCUCCGCCGCCAUCGACUACAGGGGCUACGGCACCCGGACCGUGUGUUGGCUGCAGAUGGACAACUACUUCAUCUGGAGUUUCCUGGGUCCUGUAUCUGUCAUUAUAAUGCUGAACCUGGUUGUCUUGGUGAUGACUCUUCACAAGAUGGUGCACAGCUCCUCCGCCCUCAAACCCGACUCCAGUCGUCACGACAACCUCAGAGCGUGGACUGUGGGUUCGCUCACCCUCCUCUUCCUCCUGGUGGUGACCUGGUCUCUGGGGCUCGUCUUCCUCUCAUCUCCCUCUCUCCUCCUCUCCUACCUCUUCUCCUCCCUUAACACGGCCCAGGCUCUGCUCAUCACAAUACUGUUCUGUACACUCACUAGGAAGGUAGGUGGGGUCUCAAUACUGCCUCUACACUCACUAGGAAGGUAGGUGGGUUCUCAAUACUGUUCUGUACACUCACUAGGAAGGUAGGUGGGUUCUCAAUACUGUAUGUACACACACUAGGAAGGUAGGUGGGUUCUCAAUACUGUUCUGUACACUCACUAGGAAGGUAGGCGGGGUCU